AUACAGCAAGCUUGCGACACACCUGCAAAUAUACUUAGUCUAUUUUCCUCCAGAAUGGCUGUUCAACUCACUGACACUGAGGUUACUUUAUCUCUCUCCGAUGAUCCAAACACAUCUUGUAAAAUAUUAUUGUAUGGAGCAACUGUCUAUUCAUGGAAAUCACAAAAUAUCGAACAAUUAUGGUUGAGUAAGGCAGCAAAACUAGAUGGCUCAAAGCCUGUUAGAGGUGGUAUUCCAUUGGUGUUUCCUGUGUUUGGAAAAAAUAAUUCUGAUGACUUCAAAGAUUUACCCCAACAUGGUUUUGCAAGAAACUCAACUUGGGAGUUUUUAGGUCAAACUCAGCAAGAUCCUCCAACUGUUCAAUUUGGUUUAGGACCUGAAAACGUUGAUGAAAAGCUAUAUUCAGGUUGGGGCUCAAACAAAGACAAUGAUUUUACUUUGAUCUUAACAAUUGCUUUACAUCACACAUAUUUGAAAACAUCAAUUGAUGUUAUAAAUAACAACGACUACUCCUGGGAUUUCAAUUGGUUAUUUCAUAAUUAUUUACAAGUCAAUGAUAUCGAAGAUACUUUGGUGUCCAAUUUAGCUGGAGAAAAUUGUUUUGACCAAUUACUAAAUGAACAUUAUGAAGAAAAAGCUCCGGCUGUAACAUUUAUUGAAGAACUUGAUAGAAUCUACAAUCAAAUCCCAGAAGAACGAAUGGUGCAAGUCAUUGAAUUGGGUAAAGUUGUUCACUCGAUUCAAAGAGAGAAUUUGCCUGACAUUGUUGUUUGGAACCCUUGGGUUGAUAAAUCUUCAAGUAUUGCUGAUUUUCAACCAAAAGAUGGUUUCAAAAAAAUGGUUUGUAUUGAACCUGGCUACGUUAAAAAAUUUGUUACAUUAAAUCCAGGGGAAACCUGGUCUGCAAGUCAAAUUAUCAAAAGAAACGAACCAUUGACUCUACAAUCUGUUUAAUUUAUUUAGUAUUGUGAUAAUUAACGUGAGUUUUUACUAUUUCAAAGAUUCAUUCUAUAUAAUAAAAAUAUAAAAAAUUAGGAUAGCAACAGAAUGAUAUCAUAAUUUGUGUCUAUUCAAAAAUUCAAUCUUGUAGUUUAAAUGAUUUCUUCUUAUUUUUUUUCCUUUUAUUUAUUUAUUAAGACUAAGAAUAUACCAAUGCAUUAAAUAUAGCUAAUUAUCCCAAUCAAAUCUGAAGCAAAAUUUAAUCGACUACUGUUUUAGGACUUGAUUAUAUUAUUUUUAACCAAUAAAUUCUGGAUCACUUUUGAAUUUUGUAGCAAGUGAAUAUAAGUCUCAUUUUCAACUGGGUC
Ascoidea rubescens DSM 1968 is the source of this 1307-nucleotide messenger RNA. RefSeq names its product glucose-6-phosphate 1-epimerase. The coding region runs from base 55 to 954 and encodes 299 amino acids. Gene Ontology annotation, biological process: carbohydrate metabolic process. The transcript has a single exon. Lineage: Eukaryota; Fungi; Ascomycota; Saccharomycetes; Ascoideales; Ascoideaceae. The record is from RefSeq and is a predicted model, not a curated record. Gene Ontology annotation, molecular function: carbohydrate binding; isomerase activity.